Messenger RNA from Caenorhabditis angaria, 4110 nucleotides. The record is from the annotation of a GenBank genome assembly. NCBI's taxonomy places the organism in Eukaryota, Metazoa, Nematoda, Chromadorea, Rhabditida, Rhabditidae.
AUGAGGACGAAAUUGAAGAGAAAAGUGAGUUUUUUCUAGAAUUUUGAAAGAAAAAGCUGAAAAUGUCUGGAAUUUCCAGAAAGCCACUGUAAAUCCCCACAAAUAUCGAUCGAAUUGGCUGAAAGAUGAUUUUGGAUUCGAUGAACAUCAAAUCGAUUUGUUCAUGAAAGCUGUGGCCAAGGCUUUUGUGAGUGGAAAUCGGGAAUUUUGGGCUGAAAGUUGCUGAAAAAUCAAAUUUAUCGAUUUUUGCAGGGAAAUCCGCUGAAUAAGGGGUUUACCAGUGUGGAGAAGGAGGAAUAUCGAAAUAAGAUGGCUGGCGAGUUUGUGAGUGGUUUUGGGGUGAAAAUUGAAGAAAAUAUUGGCUCUGGGGGUGAAAAAUCGGAUUGUUCUGGUUCUGGAGCGAAAAUUCGUGAUUUUCAAGCUCCUGGAGCUGAAAAAUAGGAUGUUUAUGGUCAAGAAGCUGAAAAAUUGGAUUUUUAAGCUCCUGGAUCUGAAAAAUCAGAUUUUUUUGGUCCUGGGGCUGUAAAAUGGGGUUUUUGAGGUCUAGAAGCUGAAAAAUCGGACUUUCAAGGUCUUGGAGCUUAAAAAUCAUGAAAUUUCGGUUCAGAAGCAUGAAAAGCUGGUUUUUUUGGUCCCGGAACUGAAAAAUUGGAUUUUUCUGGUCCUGGAGCUUAAAGAUCUGGGUUUUGAGGUCCUAGAGCUGAAAAAUCAUGAAAUUUUGGUCCUGGAGCUGAAAAUCUGGAUGUUUAUGGUCAAGAAGCUAAAAAAUCAGCAAAUUUAGCUCCAGGACCAUGAAAACCUGCUUUUUGAGGUUCUAGAGCUGAAAAAUCAGAUUUUUAAGGUCCUGGAGCUGAAAAAUUGGAUUUUUGAGGUCCUGGAGCUGAAAAAUUGGAUUUUUGAGGUCUAGGAGCUUAAAAAUUGGAUUUUUGAGGUCUAGGUGCUGAAAAAUCAUCAAUUUUAGCUCAAGGAGCAUUAAAAUCAUGUUUUUCCGGUCUAUAAGCACGAAAAGCUGGAUUUUCAAGCUCCUGGAGCUGAAAAAUCACGAAUUUUAGCUCCAGGACCAUGAAAAUCAUGUUUUUGGCAUCCUGGAGCUGAAAAAUUGGAUUUUUGAGGUCCUGGAGCUGGAAAAUCAUCAAUUUUUUCUCCAGGACCUUAAAAAUCACGAAAUUCUGCUCCGGGACCUCAAAAAUCAUCAAUUUUCGCUCCAGGACCAUGAAAACCUGGUUUUUGGGAUCCUGGAGCUGAAAAAUCACGAAUUUUAGCUCCAGGACCAUGAAAACCUGGUUUUUGGGAUCCUGGAGCUGAAAAAUUGGAUUUUUUUGGUCCUAGAGCUAAAACAUCGGAUUUUUUUGGUCCUAGAGCUGGAAAAUCACGAAUUUUCGCUCCAGGACCUCAAAAAUCACUAAUUUUAGCUCCAGGACCAUGAAAAUCAUGUUUUUUUGGUCCUAGAGCUGGAAAAUCACGAAUUUUCGCUCCAGGACCUCAAAAAUCACUAAUUUUAGCUCCAGGACCAUGAAAAUCAUGUUUUUGGGAUCCUGGAGCUCAAAAAUCAUCAAUUUUUGCUCCAGGACCUAAAAAAUCACGAAAUUCUGCUCCAGGACCAUGAAAACCUGGUUUUUGGAGCUCCUGGAGCGAAAAUUCGUGGUUUUCAAGCUCCUGGAGCUGAAAAAUCUGAUUUUUGAGGUCUAGAAGCUUCAAAAUCACGAAUUUUAGCUCUAGGACCUCAAAAAUCAUCAAUUUUCGCUCCAGGACCAUGAAAACCUGGUUUUUGGGAUCAUGGAGCUGAAAAAUCUGAUUUUUGAAGUCCUAGAGCUGAAAAAUUGGAUUUUUGUGGUCCUGGAGCUUAAAAAUCAUGAAAUUUCGGUUCAGAAGCAUGAAAAGCUGUUUUUUGAGGUUCUGAAGUUGAAAAAUCGGAUUUUCAAGCUCCUGGACCUCAAAAAUCAUCAAUUUUCGCUCCAGGACCUCAAAAAAUCCAGCAUUUUUCAAAAUUUCCCCCGGAAAAAUUGAAAAUAAUUCAGAAAUCACGUGAACGUGAUCUAAUUUAUGCAAAAUCAUUCAUUUUUCCUCGAAAAAAAAAAUUUAUUUUCAAUUUUUUGACUUACCAGGAACUCUAUAAGUGAGUAAAAUCGAUAAUCUGAGCUCUGGAUCGAAAUUUUGUGAAAUUUUAAGUUUGGGAUGCUCCAGAACCUGGUUUUUGAGGUCCUGGAGCGAAAAUAGGUGAUUUUCAAGGUUCUGGGUGGAAUUUUCAUGAUUUUUUGAGUCCGGAAUCUGAAAAAUCACCAAAUUUCGUUACAGGACCCAAAAAAUCCCAUUUUUCACGCCAUGCGCCUUUAAAAUCACCAAAUUUCGUUCCAGGACCCAAAAAACCCCCAUUUUUCACCCCAUGCACCUUUAAAAUCACCAAAUUUCGUUACAGGACCCAAAAAAUCCCAUUUUUCACGCCAUGCGCCUUUAAAAUCACCAAAUUUCGUUCCAGGACCCAAAAAAUCCCAUUUUUCACGCCAUGCACCUUUAAAAUCACCAAAUUUCGUUACAGGACCCAAAAAAUCCCAUUUUUCACGCCAUGCGCCUUUAAAAUCACCAAAUUUCGUUCCAGGACCCAAAAAACCCCCAUUUUUCACCCCAUGCACCUUUAAAAUCACCAAAUUUCGUUACAGGACCCAAAAAUCCCAUUUUUCACGCCAUGCGCCUUUAAAAUCACCAAAUUUCGUUCCAGGACCCAAAAAACCCCCAUUUUUCACCCCAUGCACCUUUAAAAUCACCAAAUUUCGUUCCAGGACCCAAAAAACCCCAUUUUUCACCUCAUGCACCUUUAAAAUCACCAAAUUUCGUUCCAGGACCCAAAAAAUCCCAUUUUUCACUCCAUGCACCUUUAAAAUCACCAAAUUUCGCUCCAGGACCCAAAAAAUCCCAUUUUUCACCCCAUGCACCUUUAAAAUCACCAAAUUUCGCUCCAGGACCCAAAAAAUCCCAUUUUUCACCCCAUGCAACUUUAAAAUCACCAAAUUUCGUUCCAGGACCCAAAAAAUCCCAUUUUUCACCCCAUGCAACUUUAAAAUCACCAAAUUUCGUUCCAGGACCCAAAAAAUCCCAUUUUUCACCUCAUGCACCUUUAAAAUCACCAAAUUUUGCUCCAGGACCCAAAAAACCCCCAUUUUCACCCCAUGCAUUUUUAAAAUCACCAAAUUUUGCUCCAGGACCCAAAAAACCCCCAUUUUUCACCCCAUGCAUUUUUAAAAUCACCAAAUUUUGCUCCAGGACCCAAAAAAUCCCAUUUUUCACCCCAUGCAACUUUAAAAUCACCAAAUUUCGUUCCAGGACCCAAAAAAUCCCAUUUUUCACCCCAUGCAACUUUAAAAUCACCAAAUUUCGUUCCAGGACCCAAAAAUCCCAUUUUUCACCCCAUGCACCUUUAAAAUCACCAAAUUUCGCUCCAGGACCCAAAAAAUCCCAUUUUUCACCCCAUGCACCUUUAAAAUCACCAAAUUUCGUUCCAGGACCCAAAAAAACCCCAUUUUUCACCCCAUGCACCUUUAAACUCCCAAAUUCUUUCAGAAAUCCUUCGUUUCUCACUCAUCCAAUCGCUCCGAUCUCAAAUACGAGCUAUUUUUCCACGAAUUCGAGCACGAAAACACAAAAAUCAAUUUUCGACACGAAAUUUUCCGAAAAACCUGUCAAAGACUCGCGAAAAUGGCACGGGAUUUCGAAAAAGAGCGAUUGGAGCAGGGAAACACUUCGAAUUGGUGAGAAACUACGAUGCUCCGCGUUUACGCGGUUGAAUUUGAGCGAAAAUUGCGUUUUUAACGAUGCUCCGCGUUUACGCCGUCAAAAAUGAUGCAUUUUGAUGCAUUUUUCGAGGUGUAAACACGGAGCAUCGUUUAAACCUUCAAAUUUGAUGAUUUUUCAUCGCGUAAACGCGGAGCAUCGUAUUUUUUCGAUUUUUCCAGGUGGGAAGCCUAUAAACCCCAACCAACGGUCUACGAAUUCCCUACAGUACCCCAGGAAAAUCCGGCGGAAAUUUUUGAGCAAUUAAAAAUGGUCGAAAAUCGCCUGAAGUUCAUUGAUCAAUUGGAAGCCAGGGAAUUGAAUCAUUAUUAUAAUCGGGUCUGA